Messenger RNA from Didymosphaeria variabile, 1497 nucleotides. RefSeq lists its product as uncharacterized. The transcript is spliced from 2 exons. The record is from RefSeq and is a predicted model, not a curated record. Bases 1 to 1497 code for a protein of 498 amino acids. Lineage: Eukaryota; Fungi; Ascomycota; Dothideomycetes; Pleosporales; Didymosphaeriaceae.
AUGCUACUCAGCAUGCCACAAAUGGACAAACAGCGACCCGUGUUCGAGUGGGAAGUCUUCCUCAUCCUGGAGCAGGACAACUUCCUCAUCGCCAACGACUCGCGCCCAUCCUCAUCGUUCGAUCUCCAUCCCGAAUACGCAGCUUUCAUCGCGCGCUAUGUUCUCCUUAGACCAUACCAGGAGGAUGCCCGUUGGAACGACAACUUUCCUGCACUCAUUAACGAGGUUGUGGACACCAUCAUCAGACUCAGGCCACAGACCGCCGCACUCCGAACGCAAAUGAUAACGACACUAUGCCACAGGUCCUCGCUUCAUCUUCUUGUCAGGAAACCCAUCGGAGAUGCCUCAAGAAGAGACUUCAAAGAGCAUCUGCUUGUUGCUGCAACGCAUCUGAAGCAGCUCUCCGUGCUGGCGGAAUUGCUCUGCUUGCAAACCGACCUCUCGCAAACCCACAGUGACUACUUCGGCACUCCCGUCCAGGCCGCCAUCGCCACCAACGACGCAAAUCUCGUGCGCCGCUUCCUGCUGCACGGAGCGAAGUUCGAGUACCCAGGAUGGCUGAAGGACGUCGUGCGGGCGCCGAACGCGCCGCGCCUACUCGCCGUGUUCGCGACGCACCAGGAAUGCCAAUCUAUCCUACGGACCUCCAUUAGAGACGUCACGAACGCCAUCGGCGACGCCGCAGAACUCGGCAAAGAAGACGUAGCCAUGCACCUCUUGGACACCCAGCGCGAGGCCUUCGGCCACGGCAGCCUGGCAUACUACCUGCGCAACCCCUUUCUCUCAGCCUGCGAACGCGGCAUGGUGCAGCUGGUACCUCGACUCAUCGAAGCCGCAGCGUACGCGAAGGGACAUCGCUGGACGGGUCCGCCCCUCCGCAAGCUCGUAACCGCAACAUGCGCCGCAGGCCAAGCUUCCACCCUCGGGAUCCUCCUCGAGAAGACCAAGCAGCUGAAGAAUGCGGUUCCAGUAGAUGACUUCUUGCUACCUUGCGUAAGAACAGGCACCAUGGACACGCUGUGUGUCCUCCUCGAUGCCGGGGCUACACUCUCCGCCGUCGCAGCAAUGCAGCUCCUCGCAUCGAUUGCACCCUGGCCGCCCAUGGACGAAGCGAAGUGCGGCGUGCUACAGCGGACGUGCUACCUACUGCAGCGUAAAGCGGUUCAUCGUGGAGAACUGUUGACCGUGGAAGAGCACACCGGUUUCGGGGUCGCACACUGCAUGAUGGUCGCUGCCCAACGAGGCAACUUCGCGUUGCUGGAAGCGCUCGCGCGGUUCGGGGUCCCAGUGGAUGACCAAGAGUUCUAUGCGAAGGCAGGAUGUGCGGUGCCGAUUGUUGCUGCCGAGGCGUUUGGGCGUGAGGAGACGGCGAGAAAGAUAAAAUUGCUAGUCGUGAAGCUGGGACUGGAGGCAGAGGCAUGUGCAAAACCUUGGAAUCAAAAGAAACGACUUGCGCAAAUGCAAGCGAUGUAUAACGAAGCUGAACUUUUGAUAUGA